AUGGUCGCUAUUAACAACAUCAUUGCUUUAACUUCAGUCACUGCUUUUGCUUCAGCUGCUGCUUUACCAGAAGCUAACUGGUGGGGUGCUCCAAAACCAAGUGAAGGUCAAAAUCCAACUUGGGGUCCAAAACCAUCAAAAUCUCAUCCAGCCUGGGGUCCAAAACCAACUAAAUCUCAUCCAACUUGGGGCCCAAACCCAUCUAAGUCUGAACAUCAUUGGGGUCCACCAACUGGUGCCCCAUUCCCAUCUUCAAAUGGUACUUUCCCUCAUCAUUCACAAGGUCAUGCUCAACCAACUGGUCAUCAUUCAUUUGUUUUACCAACUAAAUCAUGGCCAUCUGCUUUCCCAUCAGAAUGGCCAACUGAAUUCACUGGUGCUUUCCCAACUGGAUGGCCAACCGCUGUUCCAACUGAUAUUUCUAAUAUUGAAUCAAUUAUCAAUGAAAUUUGGGAACACAUCACUUCAGCCAUUGGUGAAGAUUUUGGUGCUGCUCCAAGUGAUGCUCCAGAUUCCCAAGAUGCUGACUUCUUAUAUGCUUCAUCAUCCACUAUCACUUUAUAA
Molecule: messenger RNA, 564 nt
Organism: Hansenula ciferrii
Lineage: Eukaryota; Fungi; Ascomycota; Saccharomycetes; Phaffomycetales; Wickerhamomycetaceae
Product: Serine/threonine-protein kinase
Exons: 1
Coding region: 1-564 (187 amino acids)
Source: RefSeq, a predicted model, not a curated record